Molecule: messenger RNA, 132 nt
Organism: Sclerotinia sclerotiorum 1980 UF-70
Lineage: Eukaryota; Fungi; Ascomycota; Leotiomycetes; Helotiales; Sclerotiniaceae
Exons: 1
Coding region: 1-132 (43 amino acids)
Source: RefSeq, a predicted model, not a curated record
AUGUCUCCAGCUUUGCAAAUGGUAGAUACUUUCCGACUUGGAGUUCCUAGAUCAAACGAAGAUCGAAGCGUAAUGCUUGAUGUGGAGGCACUUACUGCCUUCGAAUUCUUCAAUGUAAUGGGAGGUGAGUAG